Molecule: messenger RNA, 970 nt
Organism: Emericellopsis atlantica
Lineage: Eukaryota; Fungi; Ascomycota; Sordariomycetes; Hypocreales; Bionectriaceae
Exons: 1
Coding region: 152-790 (212 amino acids)
Source: RefSeq, a predicted model, not a curated record
CGCGUACCUUUCACUGAUGCUGAACAUCUGCACCAAAUUCAGGAACCAUGUGACGGUUCGGGCAUGAUCGUCGACCUGUGCUCAGCCGCCUGUUUAGACCAUUUUCAGGGUCUCGGAGUUAUCGAAGCUUUUGGCCGCCAGAUCAAAUGCAAUGAGCGACGAACAGUCUGACACUGACAGAUGGGUCGAAGGCGGUGGAUGCGCGCCUGGCAGGCAGUGGCUUGCCGCUCCCUACCUUGGGGCCUGGGCGCACGCAGCCAUCGGGAAAUGUUCCGACGGUCGACAAGCCUCGGCUCACGAUCGUGACUCGACUCAAACUCAACGGUCCUGUACAACUUUCUGCAUGAGACCUGGGGCAAUUAACGCACGUCGCAGCAUGCCCCACACGCUGGAUGCUGCACAUGUGCUUAUGCUUCUCUGUGCUAUAAUAGUUCGCACGCACCGCUCGUUCGGUCAUCCAAAUGAUACCGGCACCGCCAUCAUCCAUGCGGCCGCACGCUCCUGUUUUCCCUGUUUCGCCAUGCAGGUCUCGCCGACUCGGCUAGACAACCUUGCUGGAAAACCUGGGGAAAGUGGGGAUCCCCAGCUCCGUCUGUUUCUGCGAUUGCGGGCGGCAGGUGUCAAGCUGCUCAAGCACGGUCUAGAUUUCUUGGUAUGCGGUGUGAUGAUGUCAAGCACCGAGAACGACGUAGAGGUGCUGUUUUUCUCGUUGAGGGCCUCGGCGACCGUGGUCUACAUGUAUCUCGCUCCCUCGAGACGUAUGCUGUUUAACGACUUGCUUUCUCGUUAAUUUUGGCUGAGCUGGUAUCAAUAUGUUGUCCAUGCGCUGGACUAAAAGAAUAAAAAAGGAUGAUCUGAUCCACGCUGUGGCCGCAAAGAAAAGGGCCGUCAAGUACUACCAUGUGGCAGGGACAUGUCCAUUGCAUACAAGUACGUACGUUAUCGUACGUACGUAAUGGACAUGAUGACG